GACGCUGACGCUGGUCAAAUCCAGGAGGAAGCAGAGAUAUAAAGUACUGUAUCUCUGGAGGAAGUAUUUGACGGGUGCAUGAAUUAAUCUACCGAGGCGAAAUUACCACAGAUAGAAGAAGGAGCUAGCUACUAACACGGUUAGUUAUAAAUAUCUUUGCCAUUACUCUCCAGCCUUCAAGGUGGACGUCUCACCAGUGACAAGUUAAACUGCGAUGCAGUCGGGCCAAAAUGUGAUGGAGUGUCACAGCGAAGGGGCGCUUGGCAAAUCUGACAAGACGGCGACUUUGAGAUACAUUCCCACUCUGAAGACGGAGGACACUGGUCCAACCGUGGAUAAUAAAAAGGUUGGGGACACCGUGGUCAUCAAUGAGAGCAACCUCGCGGCGCCGAGUCCCCGUGGAGCAAAUGGUGAUGACGACUCAGAAGCGGAGUCGUACCGGGAUGGGCGGACAGAGGAGGUGGACAGGGAUACGAAAGGCAGAGCGUUCGCCUGGUGCCGAGACUUCCUCUCCGGGUCAUGGAAAAGCAUUCCCGAGGCAGAUUUUCAGAUCAGCAUUGUCAGUGGUGGACUCAGCAACCUGCUGUUCAUGUGCAGUCUGCCAGACCAUGCCCACACUAUUGGAGAUGAACCUCGCAGGGUCCUGUUGCGAGUGUAUGGGGCCAUCCUACAGGGAGUGGAUUCUCUGGUCCUGGAGAGUGUGAUGUUUGCCAUCCUGGCGGAGAGAGCACUGGGGCCACGGCUCUAUGGAAUCUUCCCUGAGGGACGCCUGGAACAGUACCUGCCGAGCAACCGUUUGCGUACAGAGCAGCUCUUUGUUCCGGAACUGUCUGCUGAGAUAGCCUCAAAGAUGGCCCGCUUCCACAGGAUGGACAUGCCCUUUAACAAGGAACCCAAGUGGCUGUUCGGGACCAUAGGCAGGUACAUGGAUCAGGUGAUGAACUUGAAGUUUGCCCGCGAGGCUCACGUCAAGAAAUACAACAAGCUGAUUAAGUACGACCUCCCGGCAGAGCUGGAGAGUCUCCGCGUGUUGUUGGCAGCGACCCCAUCUCCAGUGGUGUUCUGUCAUAAUGAUGUGCAAGAAGGUAACAUUUUGAUGCUGGAGGACAGAGACCGCACCUCCUCUGGGAAACUCAUGCUCAUAGACUUUGAGUACAGCAGCUACAACUACAGGGGUUUUGACUUUGGGAACCACUUCUGUGAGUGGUGCUAUGACUACACAUACAACCAGUGGCCCUUCUACAAGUGUACACCUGACAACUACCCCAGCAGAGAACAACAGCUGCAUUUCAUCCGUAACUACCUGGUGGAGACGGGAGGCUAUUCAGAGAGCACCAUGCACGAGGACCAAGCUCGAAUAGAGCAGCAGAUGCUGGUCGAAGCCAAUCGGUUUGCCCUGGCAUCUCACUUCCUCUGGGGCCUGUGGUCUAUCAUUCAAGCCACGAUAUCCAAGAUCGAGUUUGGAUACAUGGACUAUGCCCAGUCUCGAUUUGAUGCCUACUUCAAGCAGAAAAAGCUAUUUUCCUAAAUCGUUAAAAGAACAGAUUGACUUCAAUGGAAUGUACUGUCAUUUUUAUUAUUCUUCCUGUACUCAACUGUCCUGAUGGUAACAUAGCAGAAACAUAAUUAGCUAGGCAGAUUUGUUAAGUGUUGAAACCAAACCAAAUAAGGGGUAAAAACGCCCACUGAAGAGUCUUAGGUGGCUUUUUACAAAAUGAUCCAUUGUUUGAACUUGAUAUUUAUAAUAUACCACGACCCUGUCCAUCUAGUAGCAUCCAAUACGUUGCUCUGCCUGAGACAAUUAACAGUGAAGCAGGGACUUCGCUGCAAUCCAACAAAAUGCACUUAUCCACCCCUACUAUGAAAUGUGAAAUUCUGUGAAAAUGCACAGCAAAAAAGCAUGUUUACAUUAGUUACCAUCUACUGGUUCCAUACAUUUAUGUUUCAAAACCUGUAGUCAGAUUCUUCUGUAGUCAUGUGCUUUCUUUUACAGUCAUUCAACUCGGCUUCUUUUUUUACCCCACAUCGUAAUUUAAUUGAUUGUUGUACUUCAAUACACCCUUGACAAUAGGGUCGAAAUAUGCUCAUUUUGUGCCGUCUGUUCUCUUUCCUUGACUUGUUUGUUAAAUGUCUGUUCUGUGCAUGGACACAAUGCAGCAUGGCAGAGAAUCAAGCUGCAUAUCAGAACUCUGAUCAUACUGUAGUUCUGUUGCUUUGUAGUACAGUAGGGAACACAGACUGAUGGCCCUAUUCAUAAAAAUAUUAACCCUGUGGAAAAAAGCACAUGCUCCAUUGCAUAGUAAGUGAAAUAUGUUCUUAAACAGGAUGUUGUUUUUUACCUUUCUCUAUAACGGGUUCUGAUUGAAUUGGGCUUAAACUCCAUGUAUGACCUGUCUGUUUUAGCAUUCUCUCUAUUCAAACUAUAUAUAGAGGGGUUGCAGUUGUCAGAAAUCACCUAGCAACCACACCAGGCGCCAUGUUGGAAGACCAGUCACUGUGGUGGAAGAAUGGCGCAGCCUGCUGGCGGUUUGUGAACAUGUACACUGCAUUGCACAGCAAAUUGUUUCUUAGCAAGGCAAUUUGUUUUCUCAGCUACAGUUUGUUGUGUCUUGGCUGCCAAAUACAGCACAGAAAUUGACCAUGGUGAUGAACCAAGUAGUUUUAGGCACUUUUAUCAUGCAGCUUGGGGUUGCCACUCAGCUGUUGUCAGAAUAAUUGAUGCGGUGGUCUUCCAACAUGGCUGGCAGGAGGCGUCGUAUGUUUUAAGUCUCUAGUGUCAUUCUACCUCUUCACAACAAUGGGGGUCAUUUUACACAUUUUAUGUUUGUAUGACAAACAAGCAAAUGUAGGCAUGAAACUAAAUGAUUAAAAAAGGAACAUGUUUUGAUUAUAGACAAUGAAAGCUUAUUGCACUACACUUCUCAGAGGAGAGCAGCUCAUGAAAAUAAUCAUCUCUGUUUAUAUAUAGCUUUUGUCUGGCUUUUAUGAUGUCAUUGCAUUCUGACUAGGUUUACCUUUCAUUCUAAAGCUGUUCCAUUACUAGUAAACUGGUAUAGAACUGUCUGUCACGGUUUGACUAUGCCCAAGGUUUGGAUGUUUGUUCUUUUCCAUUUCAGACCAAGAACCACAAUGGUUAAAGAAAGCUGUCCAUAACUUUGAACAACAGAUUUUGUAUCUGAUGUAAAUGUGCAUUUGGCUCCUGUGUGUGUCUGCCUAACAUAUUAUUAAAACCAAAUGUAAUAUCUGCAUGCUUUUGGUAUUCAGAUCCAAAGAUUAUGAAAAUGGGAUCAUGUUGAAAGAAAUGUAUUUUUUUCCUUGGAAUGGCAAUCAUUUGAACACGUGAAAAUGUUUUUUAGUAUAAUUUGUUAUAAUUUAUUUAGUAUAUUUGUUUGCGGAGUGAAGUGCUCUUUUGUUUUGAUGUGAGUUAUAAUAAAGUAUGACCUGUUACUUUACCUUUGGUAUAAUAUCAGAAUUAGAAUGUAUGCUGUGGAUGUAGGCCAAUGUUCGAUUUGCUAGCAUAUGAAACUGCCUAGUUUAGAAGCCAGUGCCUCAUCAACUAGCUAAAUUAAGUAACUUUCUUUCAUUACACCUCAAUCCUGUCCAAAAGCUGAUGUGUAAGUAUUAUAACUGAACUGCUAAUAAAUAUGCUGAUUGAA
Coregonus clupeaformis (lake whitefish) is the source of this 3656-nucleotide messenger RNA. Its product is annotated as choline/ethanolamine kinase. Lineage: Eukaryota; Metazoa; Chordata; Actinopteri; Salmoniformes; Salmonidae. Gene Ontology annotation, molecular function: choline kinase activity; ethanolamine kinase activity. Gene Ontology annotation, cellular component: cytoplasm. The transcript has 12 exons. The coding region runs from base 215 to 1528 and encodes 437 amino acids. The record is from RefSeq and is a predicted model, not a curated record. Gene Ontology annotation, biological process: CDP-choline pathway; phosphatidylethanolamine biosynthetic process.